UCCGCCGUCAAACAGAAACAGCGCACAGUGAAAUAAUGAUGGUAUCAGAGGAGACAGCAAACAUCCGAAGGUUCGUGUGCAGUCAACUCCGCCAAGAGACAGACCUCAGCACACUGACCUUAGGAAUUUUAAAAAAGCGAUACCUGGCACAUGUAGGAUGUGAGUCUCUAAGUCCAGAAGCAAGGAAUUUCAUGAAACAGGUGGUUCAAGAAGAACUACUAAAAAUGCAGGACAAUGACGGCAGUGGAAGUGAGUUGGAGACCAAGAAAACCCAGAAAAAAAGAAAGAGAGAAAAGGAAAAUGAUGAAGAGGAAAGUGAGAAAGAAGUUGAAUCAAGAGCAAAAAAAUCCCGAGUCAGUCAUUCAAGCUCAUCAUCAGAAUCAGAGGAGAAAGAGGACUGCAAAACAGGAAGUGAACAAAGUGAUGAUGAAGAACAAAGUCAGUCUGACGAUGCAGAGCAAGAGAUGGAGAAAUCACAGCCAAAGACAAACGGAAAACGUAAACGGCAGAUAAACAGUGACGACUCUUUAGAUGAAGAAGAAGAUACUAAGUCAGGAAAAAAAGGUGGUGACAGCCCAAAGGAAAUGAUGAAAAAGAAAGAAAACACUACAAAGAAUGGAAAGACAAGAAGCAGCAAGACAAGUGAAGAAAAGAAAACCCCACAGAGUGAUGAAGAGAAUGACACUGACUCGGACAGCAAGUCAGAAAGAAGUGACAAAAUUGAUGACAAUGACAAAGAGGAAAAAGCCUCAGUGGAAAAGAAGAACAAUGACACAGACUCAGAUUCAUCAUCACUUCCUUCUUUGGAUGAUGAGCAGGAUGGUGGGAAAGAAAAUGCACAAGAUGAGGAGGAGAAGAAGAAGAUGACGAUGAAGAAGAAAAAAACUGUGAACAAAGAUGAGAACGCCAAAGAUCAAAAGACGAACAACAGAGCAGUUGUCAGGCUCAAACGUUACAUUUCUCUCUGUGGUGUGCGGAGGAAUUACAAGAAGCUCCUUGAUGGCUGCCGUUCCAUUCACUCAAUGGUGGCUGUUUUGAAGAAGGAGCUUGAAGAUCUUGGCGUCCAUGGUCAGCCAUCUGUUGAGAAAUGCAAAAAGGUCCGAAUGAACAGAGAGGAAGCUCAAGAAAUAGCUGAACUUGAUAUCAACAACAUCAUUACCACACAGGGUCGACCUAAACGCAGACAACCGUGGCAACAACACCAAGACCCUCCAUCCUCGGUUUAUCAGCGCUCUCUGAAUUCUGGCUCUGAUAGUGAUCUGGAACAAAAUACACACAGAAAAGUAACAGAAUGGGCAAACCUACGGGGGAUUAUCAGUGAUGAUGCCGACAGCGACUGACGGCCACAGUUCCUCUCGCAAGUAUACAGAGACAACUUGAAUAUGGACAAUACUUUUCUUUAAUUGUUUCUGUUUUGAUACUAAACAUGUGUAAAACCUUUUUUUUUUCUUACAAAAAAAUAUAUUUUGAUAAACUGAGUGCAUACUAAAGCAGGUGUUUGGGUUACAAAAUAUGGAGAGUAAUGUUAAGCUUCUUUCCAUGUUUAUUUUGUAUGCUCUGUACAGGCAAAUAAUGACAGGGCAGCAGUUACAGGGACCAGACAACAGCAGCAAACUUGAGCCUAUUAAAGUGUCAGCCUUUGAAUAGAAAUAAAUAUUCGUUUCAAAAUAUGUGUCUUUGUAUACUUUUGAUCCGCUUGCAUAAAAAUAACCUCAUUAAAAAUCCACUUUUUUUCUACAUAAGAAGUUUUAAAUGGAAAGCAUGUCCGCGGAUGCGGAACCGCUCGUUAUUUUGGGUAUACGGAAUAUUUUGCAGACGGACCGGUCCGGUGGGGUAAUAAGUCCGGUCGCAUUCGUUCAGGUCAGUAUUGUAUUUCUUGUUAAUUACUUAAAUAUUACCUCAACUGCUGGGGUUUUCAUCUACUGCAGCGUUAUGUUUGGAUAAAAAAAAAUUUCUCAAUUACUCUGUCGGUAUUUAUUCUCAGCAAGAGAUCGUAGCCGGAUGCAAAGUCAAACCGGCGUAAAUGUGACCCUGCUGCAAGCAAACGUCUGUCACGGGUAUUUAACUAAGAAAAUAUAUUUAAUGUGGAGUCGGUAUCAAAGAUAACUUAAUAAAACAUUUUCAGAGUAUGUCUUUGUCAUUUUAUCGUGUUAAUCUCUAAAACAAAAUUGCUAAUUUGUGGUCAAAUGUCUUAUGGUUAGUAAAAUAUCACCAUUAAAUGAAUAGCCAUGUGAGACCUUCUCAAGACUGGGGACAGAAAUAUACAUUUUACAUUAUCUAAAGUUGUCUCCAUUGAUGUGCUUUUGUAUUGUUUAUUAUUAUUAUUUGUUUGUGUCUAAGCAGAUUCCCAUCAAAUCGUUGAUCAAUUGUACUAACUUGCAUAUUUCUAAGAAAAUAAAAAUUAAUGGUGAACGGCCAA
Molecule: messenger RNA, 2419 nt
Organism: Amphiprion ocellaris (clown anemonefish)
Lineage: Eukaryota; Metazoa; Chordata; Actinopteri; Pomacentridae
Gene: hirip3
Product: HIRA interacting protein 3
Exons: 8
Coding region: 36-1340 (434 amino acids)
Cellular component (GO): nucleus
Source: RefSeq, a predicted model, not a curated record